GCACUCAUGUCAUUGGGCUUAUCUCUUAUCUGCUGAUGUAAAGGGGCGUCCAGGCCAGGGGUGAUAUUAUUUUAAUUUACGGAAUUUCUUCGCGUGCUAAAGUUUAUGUUGUUAUCCUCGUUCAACCUUUAUCACGUUUAGUGCUGUGCGAAUUGGGUGGGCCUUUUGAACGGAAUUCGUGGCUUUACUUAAGUCAACAUUGACGAGUAUUUCUUGCAGCAAAACCUAAAAUGGGUGAGGAAAUUACAGGUAAUCCAAUAAAUGAAGAAAACAGACCUACGGUGAACGGCGAAGAAAACGGCAAAAGCUUAAAAGAUGGUGUUAAGUACUACACGUUAGAAGAUGUACAACUCCAUAACAAGAGCAACGACACAUGGCUCAUCAUUCACGACAAACUAUAUGAUGUCACGAGUUUCCUCGAAGAACAUCCAGGAGGUGAGGAGGUGUUGCUGGAGCAGGCUGGUUCGGAUGCAACAGAGAGCUUUGAAGAUGUGGGUCACUCAACGGACGCCCGAGAGAUGCUGCAGCAGUACUACAUCGGCGAGCUUCACAUGGAUGACAGAAAAAAGGAUAAGCCAAAGCUGCCAGAUGUAGAAUUCCCAUCAGGAGGGUCCAGCAACUCCUGGACCACAUGGGUGAUACCAGCCAUCGCCGCGACUGUCAUUGGAGUCCUGUAUCGGUUCUACAUCUCCUCUUGAGUGCCGACUGCACCAUUUCUCAUUCUUCUCAUCUGGAGGCCUUUGACAUGUUUGACCAAAACACCUUGCAUAUUAUCCCCUCGAACCGUCUCUAUUCUUGACAACAAGAGGAGGGCGGAUAUUGUUUAUCUCCCGUAAAGUCGACAUCCACCUACCCCAGCAAACAGGCAGUCGAGGAGACUUUACGGAACUCGUUGCCUCCAGAUACUUUGUUAUCAUUUUGCCUGUUGUAAUUGUUGUUUAACUAUGCAUAUGUCUGCUUUUUUUGUCUGAUUGGAAAGGAUAAGAACACUUUGCUUAGAAGCAAAUGGCUGUUUUUUUAAAUCUGAUCAGCAUUGAGACUGAAAAUGCCUAUUCUUAGUUGCAGUUUAUAUGGGGAAAAAUCUAGUUCCAGACUUGAUUGCAUUCUUUAUAGUCUUAUAUUUUCCCAGUUUGUUUCACUAGCGCUCUGAAAAUGGCGACGUAAAUUGCAAAUCUAGACUUUAUCAAGGGGGAAUUUAAUAUGUACGUAGAGUUGUCUUACUGUUGUCCAGGUUGUAUGGCAAAAGUAUUUAUACUAUAACAAUUUCAACAAGAUAGCAGAAUGGGGGUUAUUAGCUUGUUUUUCCCAUGAAGCCAUGUUAACCCAGCCCUUAUUGUUAGGCGAUUUUUACCGAAUUCCUUCUGUCUGCAAACCUCAGAAACACUUAUACACGGAAGUGUGGAAAAAUAUGUUAUCUGUUCAGCAAAAGAUUCCAUGCAAUUGUAUGAUUUUUGUUUUGUUAAUUAUAUCAUUAAUAUAGCAUUGUGCACCUGUGCAAAUGGAUAUCCAGUACCUGCCUUUAAAAUCUGUUUUACAAAAUAUGUGCUACAACUUGCACUGUUUAAAUCAAAACAUAACACUCACAGUUGUAUAAAUUUCCUAUGCUGUUGUAUUUUAUCUGCCAUCUCAUGUCAUUAAAAGUACCUGAUUCAAAUAAAUUCUGAAAGCAAUUAA
Molecule: messenger RNA, 1674 nt
Organism: Corythoichthys intestinalis (scribbled pipefish)
Lineage: Eukaryota; Metazoa; Chordata; Actinopteri; Syngnathiformes; Syngnathidae
Product: cytochrome b5
Exons: 5
Coding region: 231-698 (155 amino acids)
Cellular component (GO): membrane; intracellular membrane-bounded organelle
Molecular function (GO): heme binding
Source: RefSeq, a predicted model, not a curated record